This is a messenger RNA of Ahaetulla prasina, 7920 nucleotides long. RefSeq names its product cannabinoid receptor 1 (gene CNR1). Gene Ontology annotation, molecular function: cannabinoid receptor activity. The record is from RefSeq and is a predicted model, not a curated record. NCBI's taxonomy places the organism in Eukaryota, Metazoa, Chordata, Lepidosauria, Squamata, Colubridae. The transcript has 3 exons. Gene Ontology annotation, biological process: G protein-coupled receptor signaling pathway. Gene Ontology annotation, cellular component: membrane. The coding region runs from base 638 to 2059 and encodes 473 amino acids.
CAGACCGUUCAGAAGAAAGGGGACGUCGGGCGAGCCGCAGUAGCCGGAGGAGCGGCGGGAGGUGGAGACGGCUCGGGCGCAAGGGAAGGGGGCGGUGGGCGCAGCUUCUGAUCCUCGGGGAGCGGCAAGGAGGAGAAGCACGGGAGAAGCACAUGGCGAGGGGCGCGGACUAGCAGAGGCUGGCGCACCUCCUGACUGACUGAAGGGGGGGGGGGAAGCGAGCCGGUUCUCCACACCUGCCUGCCCUCGCCUUCCCUCCUCGCCUGGGCUCGCACCGCCGGCUUCUCGCACGCAACACCCCUUGCCUCUCACCCGCCUUCCCCGCCCUCCUCCUUCUCCCCUCAGCACCGCCGGGCGAGCAGGGUCGUCGCCGGCCACCGCUUCAGCGACCUCUCUUGGACUGGGCGUGAGGUGCCGUCAAAAGAGAGCACGAGGCGCCGGCAGCCGUUCAGCGAAGACCAGCGCCCUCCGGCUUGCUCUCUUUCUCUCUUCAAGCCGCGGGUUUGGGGAAGAGACGGUGCCAUGUGAAUGUGGAGGAAGCAAACCAUUCAUACUUCCAGCAAAUGAGGAAUUGUUUUUCCCCCAUUAGGACUGCCUCAGAUUUUUUUCCAACACUGCAUAACAGUCAUCUGGGGUUAUGAAGUCAGUCCUAGAUGGCCUUGCAGAUACAACCUUCAGAACAAUUACAACAGACCUUCUUUACAUGGGUUCUAACGACAUCCAGUACGAAGACUUUAAAAGUGACAUGGCCUCCAAAUUAGGAUACUACCCACAGAAAUUUCCUCUGUCUUCUUUUCGAGGUGAUUUCCAUCCCAAAAUGACUGCAGGAGAAGACGCCUCUUUAGGCGCGCACCCAUCGGAUCAAAUCAAUAUUACAGAUUUUUACAACAAAACCUUGUCCCCCUUUAAGGAGAAUGAGGAGAACAUACAGUGUGGUGAUAACUUUAUGGACAUGGAGUGCUUCAUGAUUCUGAACCCCAGUCAGCAGCUGGCCAUUGCAGUCCUGUCCCUCACCCUGGGCACCUUUACUGUUCUGGAAAAUCUUCUGGUUUUAAUUGUCAUCCUGCAGUCUCGAAGCCUUCGCUGCAGGCCUUCUUACCAUUUCAUUAGCAGCCUGGCAGUAGCUGAUCUCCUUGGCAGUGUAAUCUUUGUCUACAGUUUUGUUGAUUUCCACGUUUUCCAUCGGAAAGACAGCCCUAAUGUGUUCCUUUUCAAAUUGGGUGGAGUUACAGCCUCAUUCACUGCUUCAGUUGGAAGUCUUUUCCUCACGGCAAUAGACAGAUACAUAUCUAUACACAGGCCCCUCUCCUACAAAAGGAUUGUUACCAGGUCAAAGGCUGUUGUAGCAUUCUGUGUAAUGUGGACAAUAGCUAUUGUAAUAGCUGUUCUCCCUUUGCUUGGUUGGAACUGCAAAAUGCUCAAUUCUGUUUGUUCAGAUAUAUUCCCCCUAAUUGAUGAAACUUAUCUGUUGUUCUGGAUUGGGGUCACCACUGUACUCUUGCUUUUUAUUGUUUAUGCCUAUGUGUAUAUACUCUGGAAAGCUCACAGCCAUGCUGUUAGGAUGCUCCAGCGUGGAACUCAAAAGAGCAUAAUAAUUCAUACUUCAGGGGACGGUAAAGUGCAGCAGAUCACUAGGCCAGAACAAACACGUAUGGACAUUAGGCUAGCCAAAACUUUAGUCCUCAUUCUUGUGGUUCUGAUCAUCUGCUGGGGUCCCCUACUUGCUAUUAUGUUGUAUGACGUCUUCGGGAAAAUGAAUAAGCUUGUCAAGACUAUCUUUGCCUUCUGUAGUAUGCUGUGUCUGCUGAAUUCUACAGUGAAUCCAAUUAUCUAUGCUCUGAGGAGCAAGGACCUGAGACAUGCUUUCAGAAGCAUGUUUCCACCUUGUGAAGGGACCGCACAGCCUCUUGAUAAUAGUUUGGAGUCCGACUAUCAGCACAGACAUGCUAACAAUCCAGGCAAUGUCCAUAAGGCUGCUGAAAGAUGCAUUAAAAAUACAGUUAAGAUUGCUAAAGUGACUAUGUCAGUCUCUUCAGACACUACUGCAGAGGCAUUGUAAAACAAAGGCAAUGUUUGGGAGAAGAAAGUGAGAGAAAGCAGGAGAAAAUCAUCACUUCAAAAAUGUAUUUUUCCUCAAAUGUACCAUUUUAAAUUUUACUCUUUUGAAAUGAUUUUUUUUUAAAUUAAGUAGUAGCCCUUUCCCCAAGUUCUAUAAACAAGGACUCAGAGUUUGUUUUUAGAAAUGGAUUUCUCAAUUGGCAAAUGUAAAUUGACUAGUAAUUGCUUAACCCUAUUAUUAUGUACAAAAAUAUCUCAUUAACCAAUGAGAGAGGUCUAUAUGCUAAGGAAAACAUAUUGGACGUUGAGUUGAAACAUGCACAAUACUAUAAUCAGAUCCAACACUAAUUUUAUAAUUGUAUUUAAUUUCGGUAUGAAAUACAUUAAUGGUAAGGUUUCAUACCAUCCUCUCCUCCAAAUGCAGCAGUACUGGACUGUAAACAUUUUGUAUUAUGUCUUGUGAAAUGUACAAUGUUUACUGUAUGUUACUGAUAUUUGUUUACUCGAAGUGAUUAAGUAGAUUUAUGUAGAGAUAAUGUAAAGUAUGUGAUGACGUAACCUUUUCACCCUAUCAUGAAAAUACUUCCUGUACUUUGAAGAAUUUCUGUGAGGUAUACUGAAAAUUUUAUGUUCUUAGUGUUUUUAGUGAACUUAAAGGGAAAGGCUUUACAUUGGUUCUCUUCACAUUUGAAAUCCCUAUGAAGUCUGAAAUUGCUAUACGUGGGAAUAGCAGCAACAAACUAUAGCAACUUUUUCUUUGCAGAAGAAAAUUACAUUGCUCAAACUGCAAAAAGUAACUUUUAACAGAUCAUUGGCUUUUGGUUGGAAACAGUUUAUGAUGUAAGAGGCAAGAUACAGUAUCAGGCAUUGGCUUAUUUAACUUGAAAUGAUUUCAUCUGGCCAGUUGCUAGCAAAGGAUCUCCAAAGACAACAUGUGACCAGUGUACAAAGUUAUCACUGUGAUAUAUACUUGAAAUGUGUUGCAUUCCUAAAUCCCUGGUUUCAAUGCAUUUUGAAAGCUGAAAUGCCAAACUCUAAUUUUUGGUCACAAAUGGAUAAAAUGUUGCUAUCGUACUUCUUAAAAUAUGUGGAUAUGUAAUUACUAUCUAUGUAUUAGUGUAAAUUGUGUGUGAAUUCUAAAUAAUUGUAGGUUACAUUAAUAUUUUAAGAUAAGAAAUUGUGACCAAGUGUUUUCUUACAUUGUUGCAUUCUUUGCACAUGAAUUCUGUUUUUAAAAGUGAGUUCUUCCAGCCAAAUCCAUAACAAAAAUUCAGCAUUGUAUUGGAAAGAAUCCAAACUGAUACCUAAAGAAAAAUAAUAGUCUGGUAUUAACAAGAUAGUCUUGCUAAGAAGACAAAAGUGCUGAUUGGCUUGUUAUAUAGUCAGAAUAACUAUAAAAAUGAUUGAAAAGGCAGACUAUCACUAUGAACAAAUAUAGAAAGCCUAAAAUAGACAUUUGCAAGUGUCAGAAUUAAGCCACAACAGCAGCAAAAUGAGAAGCCUGUUUGAAAACCUCCAAAUCUUCAUAAUCUCUGCCAGAAUUAAAAAUGCAGAGAUAGAAAUUUAAAUGCCAAACCUUCAAAACAAAACAAAACGUGCAAGCCUUAAUUUCCUGAUCACAACAAAGUAGGAUGCUUCAGAUCACCAUGAUCUAGCCAAGAUUAUUUAUGCUUGGAAGCAAAUCUUCAUUGCUGUGGCUCCUCUUAUUGACCAGGUUAUAUAUGUAGAGGAAGAUGCUACAUGGACAGUUUCCCUUUCUGCUCUUUAUUGGUGGUUUGGAACUAUGCAUAGCAUCAGGAAUCUAGAGCCUGGGUUUAUAUAGCAGGACACUAAACCCAUUGUUAUCCACUGUCAACCUAAUAUAGGUGUAUAAAUUCAGAUCUUUAUAUGCAACAGGGAUUACAACUACCAUAUGAAAAGAUGAUUGGUCAACAGUAGAUAAACUGAAACCUAAAAUAUUAGAAAACCAGAAUAAAUAAAUUUAAUUUCAUUGAUAACAAAAUAAAGUGUUAAGUUCAAAGGUAGCCCUUAACCAGUGAUACCCAGUACAGUAGGACCUUUUGCAUGGAAGAUUUUUAUUCCAGGAAUGUAGAAAAGGAAUGGUUUUAAUUUCAUCUCCAUCUAUACUCCUGACAUGGUUGGCAUCUCUGUUUGAUCUUCCAUUCUCUCCUUCCUUCCUUCCUUCCUUCCUUUGAUACAUACACCCAUAUAUCCAUACUUACCCAAUAAAAUCCUUGAUGUGGCUGCUGUUGUAAUAGAUUAAAUCCUUAGGAAGGUGACCCAGAAGAACAAGAUCAGUUAUAAGAAAUGUCUUCUCCCCCCAUCUGAAAAUUAUAGUCACAUAUAGGCUGGAUACAUACUUCAUGCUAAGAAGAAGCCAUAAUGUGGCUUGUUUUAUUAUAGUAUAUGAACCCAACAAUUCUGGCUUGCGAAUCAGGAUUCAUGGCUUUGCAUGUUAUAUGAAUCUAGCCAAUUAAACAAAUUCAUACUUCAUGGUAUGAAGAUGAACCUAGUUGCAAACAAGGAUUUUUGAUAGCUUUGAAUAGUAAGGUUUCUGUUUUAUUCAAGAAAAGAUGCAGAAAAUGGAAGAAGCAUACAUUACCCUUGAUUUCUUGGCUGCUCCUGUUUUCAUGACAAAGGGGAUCUAUCUAAUGAAAGAGGCUAUGGUUACAUUGAUAGUGCCUUAUUUUUUUUAAUCACACUAGUUCAAUGGCAGAAUGAAAGAAUCAUGAAAAUAAACAUUAAAAAUAGCUUUGUUACUGCCACAUAGUAAUUAAUAUAGGUAGUAGCAGUAUAUAAACUGGUUACAGUGAUAGGAAUUCAUAGAGUUGUAAUCCAAUGUACUCUGAGGGAAGAGAUAAGAAGAAAGCUAAUAUAUUGUAUUUACAAUAUUAGUAAAUUGUAGUGAAUAGAGAAGAAUCCAAGACUGGUAAUCUAACAAUGGGUUAAUUCAAUCUUAUUAAUUAGCUGGGUCACUAUAAGGUAAAUAAGAAUUCCAUUCUGAUGAGCAAAAAAGUCCCAAACAGGAACAGAAACAAUAUAAUUUUGGUUUAUUGAUUAAUAUCACAUUACUGUUGGGCUGAGGAUAAAAAAAAAGUCACUGUUUGAAUUUGAGAGAUACAGCAUGGUAAUUAAAAAGGGACUAAUCUGAUGCUUGGCAAUACAUACAUGGAAUUUAGCACGCAAUAAAUAUGUCCCAUAUCUUCACAUUUUAGGAAGGAGCAAAAGGAUGGCAGCUUUCAUAUCUUACCCUGUCGUCAGAGCUGUCCAUAAAUUAAACAGGAAGUAUUGCAGAUGAAUUUCUUUGAAAUAUCCAGUGGAAAUUCUUACGUUGUCUGGUAAUAGCUCUUUAGUAAAGCAAUGCUCAUUGUUCAUGAAUACAAGUCCACAUGAUAGACCAUUAGUAUGAGUCUGAACAUACACUGAAUGGAGAGGGGAACAAAUUUUGUUUCCUGUAUGCGCUAUAUAGCCAUUGCUGACUGGGUAGAAACUGAUGUAAUUUGAAGUGAAUAUUUUCUACAUCAAUAGGAACAGUUUUCAAUCUGAACAUUUAGGAGCAAAAAAUACCCAAAGUAUAAAAUACAGAAGUAUUUCAAGAGCCAUUUUUAAACUUAAUUCUUGUGACUAAUGCAAAGUUGUGUGGAUUUCUGUUUUAUGUGUUCAAGUUGCUAUCUUUUGUGAUUAAAAUAAACUUUGGGACAAUGGGGCUGUCAUGGCACUUACCAUGGUGCUUAUUGAUAAAGAAACAACUUCCUGUGAAAUACUAUGUCCUCAUCAAUAUAUUCCAUUUAAGUAAAUAAGUAUUUUUCCUUUAAAAAGCUCUUUUUACAUGAUGUACAUUAUAAUAACACCAUUUUGCGACUGAGCUGGCUAUGAAGUCCCUACAAAAUAAAUGCUGAACAUAAUUAUUGCUACUUCACUUAGAUUAGCUGCUUUUAAACCAUGCUUUAGGGCAGCUAUUCUCAAAACGCUUGGGAAGGGAAAUGUCAUUUUGCAUGGAGAACUUCAGGCUCUUAUGAUUCUUCUCCAUAGCUAGUCAUUCUGAGGAAUGCUAGAUUUUACACAACUCUAAAUUAGGGAUUUAAACAUUAGUGGGCCAAGUAUCCGCGUUUUUCUUCAUUUCUUUCUCUUCCUCUCUGAUUUGGGGUGAGGAAAAAUGCAAACAUUGUCCAUUUGCCCCAAGACCAGAGCUUCAUAUGCUUCAGUACAUACCUUAACAGAGCUUUGCAAAUAAGGUCCUUGAUUCCAACACUGGAUAUUGUUUUCAUUGUGUAUUUGUUAGUGGUGUACGUCUUGAAAAAUCCAUACUCCUGUUGAGGAAUCUAUAGAGUAGGAUGUGUGUAUGUAUGUGUAUGCAUCCACGCAAGACAGUUUUCACACCUAAGGCAAUAUACUGUGAAUGAAGAGGUUCAUUGAUUGCAUUUUAUACAUUUCUUACUUACUUUUCGAAGAUGUGGUCUGCACAAAGGCCAUUAGUUCUUAUUCCUAUGGAGGGACCACAAGAGCCCUAGAUAGCAGUAACAGACAGUUCCACCCUCUUCCUCAAAUGUACCUGAAGGAGGCAGUUGAGGCUCAGGGCAGCUGAAUAAAGCUGCACUUCUCGCAUGUAGUUUGGGUAGCAUUAGGCAAUGAAUGGCCAACUGUUCUCAGUAUGGCAAUGGACUGAUCACACUGUUGAUCAUUCAGCCACCUGGUGCUAGGCAAGCCCUUACUGUGUCAUUCCUUAUGGGGUGCCUCAAAUGGCAUGCCCCUUCCAAUCCAUCUUAGUCACUAAUUGCUUUCUAUACAUUUCACCAGGCAUCCCUGCCUAAAUGGAGUAUUUACAUUCCCAGAGGCACCGUAUGUCACCUUGAUAGAGGCUGGAAAAGAGGGGGGGUUUUGCAGUUAUCCUUUGAUAACCUGCUUGUGAUCCUCCAAGAUAAGCCAUUUAGCCAGCCAUUGUCAGAAAAAAACAAAGCAUUUAGACCCGAUAGACUCUGGUAGUCUAAUCCACCCAAUCAAUUCUCCUGUUUUAAUGCAGCAGGGGGAAGCGAAAGCCUUGCUUUAAGAAGGUCUGCUAGGAGAAGAACCGUUCCUUUGGAAAAUGUUCUCCCCAAAUGCUCACAUUCCCUGCUAAUUGCCUAGCAGCUUAACCUUCUUCUUUUUUUUUUCAUAGUUGCUGGCCCGCUCUCACAAAGCGAGUGGCUUCACGACUAAAAAUUAUGUGUAUUAACUUUAAAUGUUGUUGUAUAUCUGUACCAGAAACCAUCAGUGUUAUAUUAUGUAGAAAUUAGAUUGUCCCUCAUCUUAAUGUACAUUUGUAUAUUUCUUAUUCGAUGCUGUGCAAUCACUCUGGAUUUCUUUUUUCUUGCACUGAUCAAAAUGCCUCUUGUAUAAUAAAUAAACUUCUUCCUGUGGUGAAUGUAUGUAAAUAAAAUUAAAUAAAAACAUUUAAAAUGUCAGUUAUACAAGCAGUGGCCUGAAAAAGGGAUAUCUGUCACAGCUGAAUGGAGAAAUCAAGUUGCUAUGACAUCUGAAAAGUUCCAGGGAUGCAAUGUCAGAGAAAGUUUUUCCUUGUAAUAGCUAAGUUGGUUUUCUGUAGCUUUUUAUUUUCAUUGUUUCCAAGUGAAGAGCCUAAAACUCAACAAUGUCUGUAAAUCCAACAUUAUAACCUUCUCCUUAAAGUACACUGUGUUGUUAGAUGUUUGUUUGAGCUGGUAGCACCCCUUGCAACUGCUGCGAUAUGUUUCUGUUGGCGAUUUGUAUAUUACUUUGUACAUGAGUACUGGUAAGAUUGUCAUGAAAAGUAGCUUCUGCCAUUAAACUACCUAUAGCGGAAUAGUAUAUAAUGUUACAAAUGUGUUACUACCAUGCCAUAUUUUA